AUGGAGCCCUGUGGAUUAGUCGGUUAUCGCGAACUGCCUGUGAUUCAAAAGCAUUCCUCCAAAUGUCGGGAAUUUAAAAUUCACACGGGCAUCGGCCAAGCCAGUUUGGAGGUCGUGUCGGUUCCCGAGAAAGCAGGUGGACUCGUUUUCCAAGCCCCCUUCUCGUCGAGAUUCAUCCAUUGGAGGACACAGCAAGGCGCCAUCGAGCUAGUCGAGGAGAGCCUCGACUCAAAACUCCAGGGCUACCGGAUACGGAUACGCUUUGUCAGUACACCUAUAUUGGGGGACUCGGUCUCCCUGUUCGAAUCCGGACGAUGCGUGGUUCUGUUGCUCUGCUCGGUGGGUUCGAUCCACCGGAUCGCGUUCCCCCAUCCGUCGCUCCUAGACAAGAAUCGAAGUAUUUUCGCAGACUUCACGGCCUCCAUGCUGCAGGAUUUCCAUCGACCGUCCAUCUCCGGGCAGAUCACAAUGUGCAGUAACUACCUCACAGCAUCCAAUGAUGCGAUGUUUGUGCUUGGUACGGCAACGUCUCUCCAACUUAUCACGUUCUACGCUUCAGGAGAGGUGCAGACUAAAGAACUGCAGAGAACUCGAACGAUCAAGAAACGCCUGACGGGCAUGUUGCCAAACGUGAUCAGGCCGCGGGAAGGUUGCGACGAGACGCCCGCUGCGGUCGCAUGCCUCGAACACGACAACGAUUUCUUCGUGGUCGCCAUAUGCAACGACCAGAGGCUCUGCGUCUGGUCCGUGAUCCGCGACGAACUGGUAGCCAACGAGAGCCUCGCGGAUCUCAUGGGGCCGGAAGCCGGUUUCGUGGAAGGCGGUGGAGCGCCUCAAAUGAAACGAGUCAUCAACAUGAAUCUCCUCCUGGUGCAUUCUCAUGGAUGCUUCGCGAUCCUCAAACCUCAAAUUGGCGUCGGAUGCACUUUCAAAUCGCUGAUGUCCGCGCCGUUCCCGGAGGCUAACGUAGUGGAUUUCGCUGCCGAUUCGUCGCAUUUGUGGGUCCUGUACCUGAAUACUCAAGGGGAACCCGUGAUGGCUUCUACCGAUUUCUCGGAGUCCGACACCCUACAGUGGAAUGCCGUGCAUUGGGCUGAUCCUAUAAAUUCCGAGCGGAAGACUCAUCUGAUGGACGGGACUCUGAGUGAAACGUAUUUAGACAGAAUCUUCCGAGGGGACUGUUUCACGCCGAAUGCUCUUGCCAAGACUGUGACUAUUUUCCGUAGGACGGAGUUCGCGGAUAAACUACCAGCUCACCGUGGAUCCCUACGAGAGGAAAUUUUGGAACUUAUUCGUCUUGCCAUCGAAAAACGUCUUGACUUGGGCAUGGACGAAGAGGAAGCUCAAGUGGACGCCUACGAAAAAUUCGUCUCGUACUGCAUCCAAUACCACACGGAUGGAAUCAAACCGUUGGGUUUCAUUCUCAGUGACUACUUGGUUGCGGUCAUCAAAGCUGAACAGAUCGGUAUCAUCCAGGAGUGUGACGAAGCCGAACGAGUUUUAUUGUCGAACAGCCUCGAAAGUUCUUUUCAGAACGGGGGCAUCGAACAAUUUGUAGAUUGUCUCCGACUUGUAAAUAAUCACCUCGACGAUGAGGCCUUAGAUAGUUUGUCUAUAGACGUUUUUAAUAAUAACUCGCUGGAUAGCACCGUUUGGCAAUUAGCCGCCGUGAUCAACGCCAAGCCCGAAUUCAGCGGCCCCUUCAUAAAUAUUGCUAAAACGAUCGGUAAAGCUUGGUCAGAAAGUUUGUCCCGCUUGAUUGUACUGAUCGACAGCGAGGUCAGCUAUCCACCGGACAGUCCAAGCGACGUCCAGGCCGACACUUUCUCUGGACCGCUCGGUAUCACGCUCUUAGCGCAGAACAUCUACCAGAGAGCCAGCCUGAUGUACGAUCUCUGUCGGCGACUAGUUGUUUUUGAAGCACUCCUGGUUCUCAACCACGACAAAAUCGGCAUUCCCCCGAGCAGUUCACAUAGCAUCAAAACGGAGCUCCUCAACUCCACGAUCUACACUCUGCGAUGUUAUUUCCUCAUACUGUGGGCCUGCGAGAUGGAGACAGAUAAUUCCGAUAGCUUCAGCGGCCGACUCAAUAGCCUUUCGAUCGGAGGAUCGCUCAGAGCGUCAGCGCAAACCGUCAUGGAGCUUUUCCUCGCCAAUGAUAAUACGGCGUCGCUGCUGGCUCAGAAGAAGCUGGGACCUCACAGGGACUUCUUUUCGCUGCUGUUCGAAAUCACUCGAUACAACUGCUGUCUCCUCAGUCCGUCCCCGGAAAGCAGCUAUCAACUGCUGCAGGUGCUCAUGCAGAAGCAACAAUACAGCCAACUGCAAGAGCUGCUUCGACUCCUCGAGUGGGACACCGCUCGGAGAGGGUUGAAGAAUUUCAUUCUGGCGCACGCUCUGCUCAAAUGCGGAGAAAUCGACCGAGCCUGCGAUGUGUUCAUCGAAUUCCACGACGAAGCUAUAGUGGAUCCUUUCGUCGUCGAGGAAAUCGGGCAGAAAGACUCGGAACUAGUGAGCAUAACCUAUUACCAGAAGAUCAUCAGUGUGCUCGAAAGCAUGGGCUGCACCGACCAGAUUAUCCGAGUCGCCGAGGCCGCCCUGGCAACUGACCCUCCAUGCCCCUAUACCAUCGAACUGCACUGCCUCAUGUUCCGCCACGAGCUGCUGCAAGGGAGGAUACAGAAGGCAUGCCAAGCCCUGUCCUGCGUUGCCGAUCAGGAAAUGCAGCGAGGCUGCUUACGAGAGUUAGUGAGCUCCUCGUUGGAGACAAAACAACACUCUGUCCUCGUCGAGUUCGCGGAGAGGAACCUUCGACCGGAGCUCUUACACAUCAUGACCCAUCGGGCUCGUUCCAGCGACUUGAACGCUGAAACGUCGCUCUACGAUCUGUUGUAUUGCUGCCACAUCCGGGAUCGGGAUUUCAGAGAAGCCGCUUCGAUCAUGUUCGAGCAGGGCUUGCGGCUCAGUCGGGAACUUCAAGGACUCGGAAGCUUGGCGAAACAAGAACUCUGCUUCCUCACCGCGAUCAGUUGCUUGCAACUUCUAGACGACAGAGGCAUAGUCCGACCGAAGACGAAGAGGGACAUAUCGAUGGAAGUGGAGGACACCGAAGAUAUCGAGAGCACCAUGGAAGUUUUGGAGCUGCCAGCGUUCGAGAAAGAGCUCGCCUUGGUACAAAGUUGGAUGAAACUCAUGGAAGCGGAUAAGAACUUAGCAACACCGAUCAGUCCGGAAGAAACGGUCGCUCUGCUGAUCCGUCAUUCCAUGUACGACACGGCUGUGCAGCUAUGCGAGCUCUUUGACGUGGAGAGAGCCUCGCUGCUCGAACACGUUGCCCUGGCUUGCUGCAGAGCCCCGAUGGAGCACGAAAACGUGAACGAUAUCGGUCCGAGGAAUCCUGAGUGGAUCCUCGAGAACACCGAGUUCGUCAAUUCCAUCCCGAAGGCAGCGUGGUUCUUCCUGCGUCACCUCCUGCUGAAAAGUAAAGGAACGAAAUACUUCCGUGUGUGCGCCAGGGUAUUCUUGCUUUCGGCCUGCAGUCUGCCGGCGUGGUUCGUUGUCGAGUACCAACGACGCAACGCCACGGAGCUGCUUAAAGUGUACAUAACGUUCGAAAGACUCAUCGAGGCGACAGAGCUGGCUUGUCAGAUGAUCGACGCCAACCUGGGUAAGAACCCGGAACUGUUCAAUAUCUCAGACACUGUCGCGACCGGUAAACCGGUCUGGUUACCGAUGCACAUCAUUGACGGCCUCCAGUACAAGCUCCACCAGGCGGAGGGCAAGAGAGCCCCACAGCUCAGAGAUACGCUAUUAUCUAAACUCGAUGAGAUGUUCAAGAAGGUUGAGAAUGUUUCCAAAAUCCGAUAGCAGGUCGGAUGAAUUAUAAUUUCAAUACAUCUGCAUUGUUAUUUUUCUCAGAAAUAAAGGAGCUGAAUUGAGCAGCGACGAUCCGCGUUCUCUCGCGAAUGCGAAUAAAAUGCCUGCC
Messenger RNA from Galendromus occidentalis (western predatory mite), 3985 nucleotides. RefSeq names its product nuclear pore complex protein Nup160 (gene Nup160). The coding region runs from base 1 to 3867 and encodes 1288 amino acids. Gene Ontology annotation, cellular component: nuclear pore. The transcript has 13 exons. Gene Ontology annotation, molecular function: structural constituent of nuclear pore. NCBI's taxonomy places the organism in Eukaryota, Metazoa, Arthropoda, Arachnida, Mesostigmata, Phytoseiidae. The record is from RefSeq and is a predicted model, not a curated record.